Messenger RNA from Galendromus occidentalis (western predatory mite), 1899 nucleotides. RefSeq names its product leukotriene A-4 hydrolase. Lineage: Eukaryota; Metazoa; Arthropoda; Arachnida; Mesostigmata; Phytoseiidae. The transcript is spliced from 10 exons. Gene Ontology annotation, biological process: peptide catabolic process; proteolysis. The record is from RefSeq and is a predicted model, not a curated record. Gene Ontology annotation, cellular component: cytosol. Gene Ontology annotation, molecular function: zinc ion binding; epoxide hydrolase activity; aminopeptidase activity. The coding region runs from base 1 to 1833 and encodes 610 amino acids.
AUGGCAUCUUUGAGUCCUCAGGAUCCCAAUUCAUUUUCAAGACCGGAAGAGGCCGUGGUCAACGCCUUCCAUUGGGAUGUCGCUGUGGACUUCAAUGCGAAAAUUCUGAAAGGUCAUGUGGAUCUGGAUGUCACGAAGACCCUGCCUGAAGCUGAGUUCCUUACUCUCGACUCUUCAAAGUCCCUGUCUGUACUCGGGGCAACAUGCCUAGACUCCGGCGAAAAACUUGAUGUCGAUCGCAGCGUGGUCGACGAGAAAUUCGGUGUUUGUACGAAAAUUCGACUGCCAGCUUCAACCAAGUCCAAAAUACGAGUUGCGUAUCACACGUCCCCGGACUCGUCAGCUCUACAAUGGAUGACGAAGGAGCAAACCGCCGGCAAAAGGCAACCUUACGUUUACAGCCACAGCGAGGCCAUUCACUCCAGAGCCUUGCUGCCCUGCCAAGAUUCACCUAAUGUGAAAACGCCCUUCACGGCGAAGAUCCGAGUACCGAAAGGCGUGACCGCGGUCGUAUCGGGCGUAAGACAAGGGGAAGAGCCGGCACCGAACGACACCAAGGUCGUUACGUAUGAGCAGAAGGUUCCUGUUCCCGUAUACCUCCUGGCAUUUGCCGUCGGUGAUCUUGAAUCGAGGAAAAUCGGGCCCCGCAGUCAAGUGUGGUCGGAGAAAGAACUGGUUGAUAAGGCCACUGUAGAUUUUGCCGAUACGGAGCAGAUGCUCCAGACCGCCGAAACCCUCAUGGGAGACUAUGUUUGGGGUGCCUAUGAUCUCCUCGUACUGCCACCGAGUUUUCCAUUCGGCGGCAUGGAGAACCCCUGUCUCACCUUCGUCACUCCCACACUCCUUGCCGGCGACAAGUCCGUCGCUGGUGUUGUUGCUCACGAAAUCGCGCACUCGUGGACGGGGAACUUGGUGACGAACAAAAACUUCGAACACUUCUGGUUGAACGAGGGCUUCACUAUGUACGUUGAGAGGAAACUUAUAGGCAGGAUGAAGGGGGAAGACGUGCGUCAGUUUUGCGCAAUCCAAGGUCUGAAGGACCUCAGGUAUGACAUUCUCGAAGAUUUGGGAGAAAACAAUCAACUCACCAAGCUGGUGGUCGAUCUCAGAGGCGUCGAUCCCGAUGACUCGUUUUCAUCGGUGCCGUACGAAAAAGGACACACAUUCCUCUAUUAUCUGGAGACUCUUCUGGGAAUGGAGAGCAUGGAGGCCUUCCUGAGGGCGUACGUAGAGCGAUUCAAAUACAAGUCUAUCGCCACUGAUGACUUCAAGGGCUUCCUGUAUGAGUUCUUCGCCGACCGGAAGGCCAUCCUAGACAAGAUCGACUGGAAUGCCUGGUUGUUCACACCGGGGAUGCCUCCCUUGAUACCUGACUACAAAAGCUCCCUGGCAGAACUAUCCUCGAAGCUGUGUGAGAAAUGGGUCCACGCCGAUGAGAAGGAGAUCAAGAAUUUCGAAAAAUCCGAAUUCGAUCAACUGAACGCCAUGCAGAAAGAGGAGUUCUUCGCCUUGCUGUUGGAGUCAGAGAUCCUUAGCAAAGAGAAGGUGGCGCAUCUGACAGCCCUCUAUGAGAUCGAGAGCAUCAUCAACGCUGAAAUUCGCUUCCGAUGGUUACGACUCGGAAUCCUGUCUCGGUGGGAGGGAAUCUUGAAGCCCGCGACCGCCUUCGUCGAGGUAGUCGGACGCAUGAAGUUCGCGAAGCCAAUUUUCAAAGAUUUGGGACAAUGGCCGGAGAAAAGACAAUACGCACUAGAUUUGUACGAACGUCUCGCACCGAACAUGAUGUACGUUUUGAGUCGGGCCGUCAAGGACGCUCUAGAAAUCCGGGAGUGAGAAGCGCGCGCGGAUGGCCUCCCUCCCCCCAUGCGGUGAGGCAGCCGAGGAUGCUGAUGAUUACUG